AUGUACUCUAACAGUAUUUCUCGUCAAAAGAACAAACACAAACAAAAAAUGGAUCCUUCUUUGUUCAAGUUCUCACUACCUUUACAUCAAGGCUUGAUUCUCUUGGAAACUCAAAUGGAUUUUCGAUUACCUUUCGACAUUAUGGAAGAUUAUGAAUCUGGACGAUUGUUUAAUUGGGUUGAUUUGUCUGAAAGAAAGAAACCUUCUCGAUUUGUCCGUAUCCUUCACAAUGCUUAUGUAGAACGAAAACCACGAAAAGAACCUAGUGCAGUAUGUCAAUGUAGUCCACCAAAAGAAGGUGGUCGUGCUUGUGGCGAAGAUUGUCUGAACCGAAUGAUGUUUAUUGAAUGUGAUCCUUCCACUUGCCCUUCAGGCGAACUAUGUUCAAAUCAACGUUUUAAAAAACGAGAAUUUGUCAAGCAUUUGGAAAUUUAUCUUACUGAUGGAAGAGGAUGGGGAUUACGUACAAAGGAACCUAUUCAACAAGGUACAUUGAUCACGGAAUAUCGUGGUGAAGUGAUUUCGGACAAGACAUGUCAAGAACGUAGACGGACGAUAUACAAACAUCAAACGAAUUUUUACUUUUUGGAUUAUCAUAAAGGUGAAGUCAUCGAUGCUUGUACCAAGGGCUCUGAAGCAAGAUUUAUCAAUCAUGGAUGUGAUCCUAAUUGUCAUAUUGAAAAAUGGAGUCGUCGUGGAGAAUAUCAUCUUGGUGUAUUUGCUUCCAAGAACAUUCCUGCUAAUUCAGAAUUGUUUUAUGACUACAACUUUUCUUUAUUUGAUACUGAAGCUAUUGGUCAAGAAUGUCAUUGUGGGAGUGCUAACUGUCGUGGAUUCCUUGGGAAAAGAUCAAGCAACUCAAAAAAAAUAGUAUAG
This is a messenger RNA of Halteromyces radiatus, 876 nucleotides long. RefSeq lists its product as uncharacterized. The coding region runs from base 1 to 876 and encodes 291 amino acids. The record is from RefSeq and is a predicted model, not a curated record. Gene Ontology annotation, molecular function: histone H3K36 methyltransferase activity; protein binding. Gene Ontology annotation, cellular component: nucleus; chromatin. Gene Ontology annotation, biological process: regulation of DNA-templated transcription. The transcript is spliced from 4 exons. NCBI's taxonomy places the organism in Eukaryota, Fungi, Mucoromycota, Mucoromycetes, Mucorales, Cunninghamellaceae.